GAGAAUCGUGUGCAACUGCUUGUAGAAUUGGAGGAGUUAGAUUUAGCUGAGAAAUCGGAAGUGAAUUCUCUUAUUGAAUCUUUGAUAGUAUCCCAAAAUGAUAAACUCAUGUUCAUGCUCCACACUUUAGUCUAGGUUUAUGAGUAUCUCUUAUUAUUCAAUUCAUAUUCAUGCUAUUUUCUAGUGAAGGCUGACAUGUCUUUGCAUUCAACUGAUUUUAGAGUUUGAAUGUUCUGGUAUCAUAACUGCUUGAUCUCAUUGGUUAUUUUAGAAAAAAUAUAAUGGUAUUUACUGUUGAAAUAAUACUUUUUUUUUGGUCUUAUCAACAUGAGCUAAACCAGAUAAUCAACAUGGAAAGUGGAACCAAAAAUUUCUUGCUAUUGGUUGAAAUCUGAGAUCUUUUACUACCUAUAUAAUUUAAUGAAAUUUUAGGCUUGUGUUUGAAGCAAAAGGAAUAUCUGGCAUAUCAGUAAGUUUUAUCUGUUUUGAUUUUUGAUAUUACAAUUUACAGUUUUAUGCUUAUGCCUCAUUUCUCCAAUUAUUUCUGAUUGCUGCUUGUCAUAUACCUUAACAAUCACUAGAUAUUAUGGGAAGACUUCACUUGCCUGGAUAUAUCCCAAUGCACCCUGAACAAGACUAUUCUGCAUGUGGCUGCAAAAUACUUGGAUUCAGAUAUAUCUGAAUGCCUAGGACAAUUUCUUGGUCUAGGAGUGAAAGCGAACAUUUGGUGUAGAAAGCAUCUAAAGAUGACACUGAUGUCAACAGAGGAUUCUGAAGAAGAGGAACACAGUAGCAUUUUCUAUCAGUUGCUUUUGGAUUUGCUGAGCUACUCUUCUGCUAGUUAUUCAGCUUUUGCAAGAUAUCCCAUAUUGGGUAACAAAGAGGUGAUGUUAAGCCUUGGGAAUUUCAUCUCAGAACAGUUAAAUCUGACAAAAGAUUCAGUAUCAGAAAUAAAGAUUCAUACUUUAGUUCCAGAGUUAUUGAAGGGAGUACAGGUGGCACUCGAUGCUGUGACUCGACUAUGCAGGGUAUAUUCAGAUGGUGUUAAUUGGGAUAUCUACCUUUUGAAAACUAAAGAAGUUGAAAGCAUUACAGACAUCAAGGAGGCUGAAAAUGCAGAUCCUGUCAUCAAUAUGAUCAAAUGUACAAUAGAAAAGUUGUGUGAAUUGGGUGUCCUUGCAGCUGACAAUGGUGGCAGUCUUGUGAGUCUAUUAAACAUGUCAUGGAAGGGUGUAGUUACAUUGCUUCAGCUCGGGAACGGUGCUUUGGCAGCAAAGGUGAACAUAGCAGGUGUUAUUAUGACCCUAAUUUCACUGGCCAACGAGUCUUUAAGAUGUGCAGCUGGGACUUGGUCGGCUUCACUAAAGGAAAUGGUCUCUGUGUCUGAAGCUAAAAGGAUUUACCUUCCUGUGAAAUUUUAUCUGAUUAAUGCUGUAAGAAUUAUUUCUCAAUACCAAUGUGAAGCACUUUCUCUAUACAGAGAUAUAACACACUGUGUCAUUAUGAUAUUGACCUUUAGAAUUUCGCUGAGUAAGGUAGAACCUUUGAAAUCUGCAAGUGAAGUGUUAGCAGAAAUUCUGGAGCCAACAUCCCUACACUUACUCAAUGGUCUACUAACUUCAGGUCAGGUGAAAGAAGAGCAAAAGUUCCAUAUUUUGGACUGGUUGUUCAGUAAUGACAGUGAUUUGGGAUCUGUUGAUGAAAUUACAAAUAAUAACGAUGGAAACAAUUCAUUACAUGCAAUAUUUUCUGUAAAUUCCAAUGCUAUGAACCAAGCAAAAGUAUUGGACCUUGGUCGUGUUGCUUUAUUUCUUCAUCUUUUGAAAAGUGCUCCUGAUCUAGAAGAUGAUGUCAGAUUUGGAAUUGCCAGAAAGCUAGGAUGGCUUUUGGAUAUACUCAUAAAUGAAGAAGUAUAUUCUUCAAUUAUUGCCUUGCAAACUCCUGCUGUAAAUAGUUCUGGCCAAAACCAGGAACUUGGUUACCAGCCUAUGUUCUGUUCUGUACUUCAUGCGUUGAAGACAUUCAUGAUAGUAACAUCUUCAAGUCCGGUUUGGGGCGAGGUAGAGUCAUUCCUUCUCGAAAAUCUCUUCCAUCCUCACUUUCUCUGUUGGGAAAUUAUUACUGAACUUUGGUGUUUCAUGUUGCGCCAUGCUGAUCCAGACAUGAUGAAUGACAUUGUUGACAAACUUUUCUCACUAUUGAGACAUACAGCUGCUCCAGAAUCAGUAUUAUUUCCUAGUAGUCAUCUGCGAAAAAUUGCAAGAUUGAUCUGCAUGUUUCUAAAUUACGGUACAGAAUUGAUGGUUGAUCGAGUUUACACUUCUGUUGUUGGCAAUGACAGAUCUCAGUGUUCAUCAAGUGUGUAUACAGCACUAAUCAUGGAAGGUUUCCCUUUAAAUAGUCUCCCAGAAAAGACGAGAAGUACUGCAAAAGAAAGAAUUAUAACUGAAUAUUUUCACUUUAUAGAGAGCAUGGAAGAGAAGUCAUCUGAACCAUGUGUUUCUGGCAUUUAUGGUGCUCCAGUUUUUGUUCUCUCUGCUGCUUUGCAGUCUCUCCAGGUCAGCCUAUCUGAUACUGAGAUGAAAACUCUGAAGUACCUGGUUCCUAUGAUUCACAAGUACAAAAACUCCACAGACGACCAAAUUAAAGAUCAUUACUGCAAGCUUCUAGGUGAAUUGUUAGGCAUUUUUUCUCACAUGAACCAUUUGUACUCAUCUGAUGAUAUGGAAGGAGUUAUUUUGGAGCUUCAGAAGCUCUUUAUCUCGAGGCCAGAAAAAUCAGAUGGUCAACUAUUUUGGUGCAAACCUAACCUAGCUCGUUUCAUGGGCGGUCUUGGUCAUAUGGAUUUGGCAGAUAGUGAUGAUAGUGCUCGGAGUUCAGCUGCUUGGGAAUUGUAUCACAUGUUACUAAGGGAGCAGCACUGGGCAUUUGUUCACCUGGCGAUCUCAGCAUUUGGAUAUUUUGCUGCUCAUACUUCUUGUAAUCAGCUGUGGAGAUUUGUGCCACAAGAUGCUGCUCUGUCUUUUGACUUGGAAUCUGGAAACGAAGCUGAUGAAGAAAGGUUUAUGUCUGAGUUAAAAGCAUUUCUUGAGAAGGAAAUUGUGAAACCAAGAUCCCAUCAGUUAGAGUUGCUCGUUAAAGAAGGUCAAAUGUUAAAAGAACUUGUUCAAAACAGUGGAAAGAUCAAUCCAGAGUCUAUAGCAUGUGAUAUGAUGGAGAUUGACGAUGAGAAACAUUUCAGUAGGAAAAGAAAAUUUCCUGAUGGAAUCAACAAGGGAGUAGAAUUACUGCAGAGUGGCUUGAAGGUUAUGGGUGAUGUUCUUUCCCAGUGGCAACAUAAUCAAGUUGACUCUACUGAAGUACAUAGAACAUUUUUGACUCAUUUUUCUAGGGUUGAAGAUGCAAUUGCAGACUUACUUAGCCUGGCUGGUAGUGGCUAGGUGGCUGAACAAUGCAUGCUGAAAUUGGUCAAUGACAUCUUGGCAGCAGUGGACUAAGUCAAAAGUUUGUGGUUCCAGAAGAAAUUGUGCUCUAGCAAGGUAUGAGCUUUAACUCUCAUUCUUCUAUUUCCUGAUACAUCUUGUUUGCAUUGGAUAGUGAUAGUUACUGGUGUUCAAUAUAUUAACUUCUACAAAAAUGUGAACUGUUCAUAUUUGUAUGUGAAUUAAAUUGUUCGAUGAUCAAAAGCUUUGUUGAAUCAAA
Messenger RNA from Olea europaea var. sylvestris, 3702 nucleotides. RefSeq lists its product as uncharacterized. The record is from RefSeq and is a predicted model, not a curated record. NCBI's taxonomy places the organism in Eukaryota, Viridiplantae, Streptophyta, Magnoliopsida, Lamiales, Oleaceae. The coding region runs from base 747 to 3440 and encodes 897 amino acids. The transcript has 5 exons.